AUGACUUCACUCCCUGCGGCGGCUUGCGGCCUCCGCGCUGCGACGAGAACGACGCUCGCAACGCCCGCACGCUCGCCGUCGCUCCUAUCGCGGCGAUGCAACGCCAGCCAGGCCUCGCGGACGCAGCAGCAGACCGAGACGGUGCGCGAGAUGGGCUCGCUCAUGGCCGAGGUGCGGGGCACGCUGCCGCAGCGCAUCAAGGUCCGCAUGCCCACUCGACUGGCGCCGAAGCGCAGCUGGGUCAACGAGGUGCACGCCCAGCCGGGCGAUACGAGGCCAAUCGAGCUGACGCCGGAGCUCGAGGCGGAGCUGCUCAAGCCCAAGCACAUGGCCGAGAGCUACGUCGAGCUGUGGCUUCCGUUCCGCGACGACCCGGAGCUCCUGGAAAAGUACAUUGCCACGUCGGGCAUGGUGCGGCUGGGCAAGAUCCUCGAGGACCUCGACACGCUGGCCGGCGCCAUCUCGUACCAGCACGCCCUCGGCGCCGCCCCUCGCGCAGGAGACGUGUCGGCGCCCCUGUACAUUGUCACCGCCUCGGUCGAUCGCCUCGACCUGCUCGAGCCGUUGCGCGCCGACGCAAACUACCGGCUGAGCGGGCACGUCAUCUACGUUGGGUCGUCAAGCAUGGAGGUGUUUGUCAGCAUCGAGCGCCUCGACAACCUCUCUGGACCGGCCAAGGUCUGCCUGACGGGUCGCUUCACCAUGGCGGCUCGCAACGCCUCGACGCUCAAGAGUCAGAAGAUUGCACCGCUGCUCGUCGAGACCGACGCCGAGAAGCGCCUCUACGCCAUCGGAGAAGGCUUCAAGAAGCGCAAGCGUCAAGAGGCGGCCACGUCGCUGGAGCGGGUGCCGCCGACCAAGGACGAGGCGGUGCUGCUGCACUCGCAGUACCUCGAAGGUCUGCGCGCCGGUCUCUUUUCGGCCAGCGACGAGCGACACGGCGGCGCGGCGACGGCGGCGGGAGCGGACCAGCACCUGGUCCCCGUGAGCAAGACGGCGCUGUCGGCGACCAUGCACCUGCACCCGCAGCAGCGCAACGUGCACGGCAAGGUGUUUGGCGGCUUCCUGAUGCGCUCGGCCUACGAGCUGGCGUGGAUGGUGGCCGCCUCGUUCGUCCACCGCCAGGUCCAGUUCCUCUCCCUCGACGCCCUCAGCUUCCACGCUCCCGUGCCCAUCGGCGCCAUCCUGCGCCUCUCGUCGCAGGUGACGUACUCUGACGAGUCCGGUGACGCGGCCAACGGCAAGCACGCCGUGGCGGGGGUCAGCGUCCUCGCCGAAGUCGUCAACCUCGAAACGGGCGUCGGCAGCCGCAGCAACACCUUCCACUUCAGCUUCGACGUCGGACCGCCGACGCGCAGAGUCAUGCCGCAGACGUACAAGGAAGCGAUGGAGUGGAUCGAGGGCAAGCGCCGCGUCGAGCUGGGCCACGAGAUGCGGGCCCUCUACGGCGAUGGGGCGUAG
Messenger RNA from Pseudozyma flocculosa PF-1, 1461 nucleotides. RefSeq lists its product as uncharacterized. Gene Ontology annotation, molecular function: fatty acyl-CoA hydrolase activity. Gene Ontology annotation, cellular component: mitochondrion. The transcript is spliced from 6 exons. NCBI's taxonomy places the organism in Eukaryota, Fungi, Basidiomycota, Ustilaginomycetes, Ustilaginales, Ustilaginaceae. The record is from RefSeq and is a predicted model, not a curated record. Gene Ontology annotation, biological process: acyl-CoA metabolic process. Bases 1 to 1461 code for a protein of 486 amino acids.